GCAGUGGUAGUCUCGUGAAUAACCCCCUGGUGCUCCCGCGCACUUAUACCAAUUCCGACCCUCCAUCUUCAACCUCGCCGCGAAGGUUCUCCGACCUCCGAUGCCGCUUUCGUCUCCGCCGCCGACCGGCACGGAGGAGCUGGACGAUCCUCCACCGUCGUCUAUUACUCAAGAGAAUCCUUCUCCACCAAGCCCCAUUCAACUCCUUCCUGACGAUACCCUUCACCACAUCUUCUCCUGUCUACCCCUUCGCGAAACCCUUGCCUCCCGUUCUGUGUGCCGUCACUUCCACGACUCGCUCUCAUCUCCUUCCUUCCUCUCCCUCCUGCCUCCUCUUCCCCUCCUAGCCCUUCGUCAUCCACGUCAUCACCAUCACAACUAUCACCUUCCACCUUCCCUGCUCGCUUUUGACCCAUCCUCUUCCCGUUGGCUUCGUCUCUCUCUUUCCUUUAUCCCGUUCCCUUCUCUCUCUCCCGUCACGGCCUCGUCUUCCCUUCUGUACCUCUGGGCAGAUCCUGCUCCCUCCACGUCUUCUUCUGAUUCGAAGCCCCCUAAAUCUCUGAUCCUCUGCAAUCCGCUUACCCGAUCUUACCGAAUCUUGCCUCCUCUCGGAUCCGCAUGGUCGCGUCACGGUACCGUCCUCGCUGCCCCCGCCAUCGCCGGCAGCGCUGUUCUGGUCCUUACUGAGCUCGCUGCUUUAUCUUACUCACCAGGAGCUGCUUCCUGGCGGAAGUUCUCGCUUAACCUGCCCUCUAAACCCCGCAGUCCCGUCAUCAUCGGGUCAUCUAUCUUUGCUCUCUGCGAUACUGGCAACCCCUGGCGCAGUCAGUGGAAGCUCUUCUCAUGCUCCAUCGAUGAUCUGGGAGGCCCCCGAGGGUGGGUUCAACUUGAGCGCCAUGAGUGGGGAGAUGUCUUCGAUAUCCUUAAGCGGCCUCGGCUAGUCCGCGGUGCUGGGAUCAGCCGGAUCUUGAUGAUUGGUGGGUUGAGGUCGUCCUUUGCAGUGGACGCUCCGUGCUCUACGGUGUUGAUAUUGAGGCUGGAUUUAGGGACCUUGGAGUGGGAGGAGGUCGGCAGGAUGCCGCCGGAGAUGUACCGGUGCUUUGCAGGAGUUGGGGGACAGCGAGGAGGAGCGGCUGCUACGGCUAAUGCUGUGGGGAAUAAUAAGGUGAAGGUUUUUGGAGGAGAUGGGAGGGUUUGGUUUUCUGGGAAGAGGGUGAGGGGAAAAAUGGCGAUGUGGGAGGAAGAGGAGGAAAUGGAGAAAUGCGCUGGAGUUGGAGGAUCAUGGAAAUGGGUGGAUGGAGCACCCGGUUAUGGGGAGGUGGUGUACAGGGGUUUCGUUUUCGAUGUUGCAGCUAAUGAGGUUUAACGACUGAUCUGUGGUGCUCCAUGUACAGGAACAUCGGUCUGCUAUAAUAUAUGUAAUGGAAGGAGCUCUUCACUGCAACAAACUAGUACCCGUGAUUUACCCAAAAUUUCUCCUACAUUGAGCUAUUAAGGCUAUAGUCUAUGCAGGCAUUAUUUUAGAUACAUUACAAUUGUGUUGGUUCAGCUGUAAACUGAAUUUCUGGUUUUGCAUUCGUGUAAUGUUUGGGAUUCUGAAAAUCUUCUAGGAUAUUAAUACAGUGAUGAAGAGCAGCGCUAUAUGCAAUCUUUUAUUUGUUU
Messenger RNA from Phalaenopsis equestris, 1662 nucleotides. Its product is annotated as SKP1-interacting partner 15. Lineage: Eukaryota; Viridiplantae; Streptophyta; Magnoliopsida; Asparagales; Orchidaceae. The record is from RefSeq and is a predicted model, not a curated record. The transcript is spliced from 2 exons. Bases 101 to 1366 code for a protein of 421 amino acids. Gene Ontology annotation, molecular function: protein binding.